Molecule: messenger RNA, 2510 nt
Organism: Amoebophrya sp. A120
Lineage: Eukaryota; Dinophyceae; Syndiniales; Amoebophryaceae
Source: the annotation of a GenBank genome assembly
UGUGAUUUCUGCAACGCAAAACGUAAAAGAUUUUUGGUGAGGUGCAUGGCUAUUGUUACAACACAAAAGAACAUUCCAAUUGUUACCUAUGCGAUCUCGAUCUGCUUCUGCACAUGAACAUGAUCACCUUUCCCUUGUAGAUUGGUAUCCCCGCGAUCACACGUUUCGCUGCCAAGCCAUUGCGUCCAACGAGGCAGGACCCAAUUAUGCGAGAAUCCAGAUCGUUGUUUUUUUUUCUGUCGCGGUAAAACACCCACGACGACAGAAGGAAGUUAAGUAGUACCCCACCUCCACCUUCUUGAAAGCCCAGUUUAAUACAUCAAGCUCCCCUACAUAUUUUCAGACGAAAAGUAAAGGAUGUUGGUCGCGCGAACAGCCACCGUGAGCAGUUCAGCCCGUUUGGGCAAUCGUCUCGUUUCUUCCUGCUCAAGGGAACUUCCACGACAAGCGUCCGGGUUGGGUGCAGCUUUAGCAGAGCCAACUACAUUGCGCUGUCAGUUAUACUUUGGCAAAAAUUCUGGUGCUGCCGAGACCUGCAGCAGUGCUUCGAGCAGCAGGCCAUCAACCUCGUUGAACACGAGCAUAUUCACAAAAAAUCCCCGGUCUGGUACAACACAUAGCAGGAGAUCUCUGGCAACCUUGACGGAAGUUGCGUCCUCUCAAGAACAUGAUCAUGCAAGAAGAGCCACUGCAGAAGACGGAAAAUCAAGAACUGCAACGCCUACUACACCUGGUGCUGCAUCAUCGACAUCAAGUAGUUUCAGUUCCUCGACGUCCUCCCAGAGUAGAUCAACAGCCUCCUCCAACACAGCGGCACUGAACAAAAAGCUGGAUGAUCUGUUGGCAGAAGCACGCUAUGAAAUGUAAAAAUGUCUGGGUCUGGGAACUUGUGAUGCUGGGUAGCGUCUCAUGAUGAGGCUACAAAUGCUGGCUCAGCAUGACAAGUUUCUGAGCUUCUAGGUGUUGCCUAUUCUGCAUGACAGACUGCGCUUCUGCAUCACAGAAAAACGCAGCUCUGGGGUAACGUGCGUGACAGAUUUAAGAGUCAUGCCAGACAAGCAUGACAAACAUGAAUUCUUCCAGACCCAGACAUUUUUACAGUUGAUACACGCACACACUUCGUGCAUCAACGUUACGACGAGUGUCUGGAAUCGAACCGAACGGUGAUAAACCUGUACCGCGAAGAGCAUCAAGCUGAGCUGCAGGAGGUAAAGCUACAGGGUGUAGUUGGAAAUGCAACAGGAUCCUCGUCCACCGCUAAAGACGCGACCUGGGAGCGCGCCGCCGCGGCGCACGUCAACAGCGCGUUUGUGUGCAAAAUUUUGUGCAAGUUUGAGGAAGGGAUGGCCCUGGUGCGAGGAGCGUUGCCUCUGUUCGAACAGCACUACAGCGAGUACAAACGGGAAUUCGCUCAGGCGCACGAUUUGCUCGCGGAAUUACUGCUGAACGCGUCACUGCACUACAACAAAGCUGAUCCGCAGUCGAUGUUGGAAGGACAAACCGGUAGUGCUAGUGCUACAGUAGAGGAACCUAGUAGUACUUCUGCGCGCGCAGGAGAUGCUCUGCGCGAGGCGGAGAAGCUCGUCCUCAAGGCUUUGGAGAUCAAAAGCGACUACCUCCCGUCCGAGCAGAACACGCUGGGAAGUCCCGAGCGCGCAACGAGCUACAACCUGCUCGGGCGGUGUUACGAGCUGCAGGGGGACUUGGGAAAGGCGAUGGCAAACUACUGCAAAGCGUUCGAAAGCAGUUACGAUGGCAGAAUGGUAUUGAAUAACGAGCAGGAGAACCAGAAAAACCAGACGAAGCAAAAGCCCCUCAUUCACCCCGUUGCGUGCGCGAGCUUGAGCAACUACGCGUCGUGUUUGCAGGAGCAGGGGAACUACGAGGCAGCGAUGGGUGUGUACGAACGAAUUCUGGAAUUUUUGGAAAUAAAGGCUGCCGCGGGCGGUGAGAAGGAUGUAGUUGCAGCUGAAAUUAGAACAUCAGCUACCUCAGAGCAGGGAGGCGGCACUACUUCUACUACAUCACAACUAAUGAAGCAACAAGAAAAGCAGACGCACAUGGAGGCGGAAACCCACCUUGCCCUGGGUGUGGCGGCUAUGGGUGCGCGCAUGAAGGACAAGAGCGCCUACCACCUGCAGGUGGCGCUUUCCUUGCACACCAACCUGUUUCCCUCCGGGCUCUCCGGCAUGGAAUCCCAGCCAGUGCAAAACAUUUUGUCGCUGCUGAUGCGGCUGAAGCAGGUGGAAAACACGAAGACGGAUUUGGACCAGAAGCAGGAAUGGAUUGAGCAAGGGCACAAGCUUGUAGACGAGCUCUGCCGAAAGCAGCAAGUGACGUACGUGGAGUAUGCGGAGAAAGAACGACGAGGAAAGAACUUGCUGAGUGUCAGCGGGGAAAGCCGGUAUUUCGAUCACGCGGGGCACGUAGGUCACGGACCCAGGGGAGAUUCUGUUCGGCUUCGUGCAGACAAUUACUUCCUGCCGUCGGAAGCAGAAACGGGCAGAUGA